Molecule: messenger RNA, 853 nt
Organism: Homalodisca vitripennis (glassy-winged sharpshooter)
Lineage: Eukaryota; Metazoa; Arthropoda; Insecta; Hemiptera; Cicadellidae
Exons: 1
Coding region: 20-853 (277 amino acids)
Biological process (GO): transmembrane transport
Cellular component (GO): membrane
Molecular function (GO): transmembrane transporter activity
Source: RefSeq, a predicted model, not a curated record
CUCUCUUAGAGGGAACACGAUGUUGAACAAUAUUUUGAAUUUACUGCGUACUAUCACCUUGGAACCAUCAAUGAUGCUGUACUACACUGCCUGUGCCAUGACUUUUGGAAACGGGCAGAACUUGCUACUCCAGAAGAUAUGUCACCCUGGCGAUUCUCAUCCUUCCACUGCGACUUGUCAGGACGAGGUACAUGCCCAACAGUUGUCUACACAGCUCCAGACGUGGAAACAAAUCAUCGUCCUGUUUGGACCAGUCUUUUUCGUCCUCUUCGCCGGUCCGUGGAGCGACAACCAUGGCAAGCGAAGGAAGCCACUCUUGUACCUCCCUCUCUGUGGACAGAUUCUUUCAGAUCUCCUCUGCAUCGUCAACGUCUACUUCUGGAGUUGGUCACCAGUAAUCGCAACCCUGUCAGAGUCGAUCCUACCUUCACUAACUGGAGGCCAAGCUUGUUUUCUAAUCGGCGUGAACAGUUACAUAUCCGAUAUAACUACAGACUCUUCCAGAACAAUCCGAUUGGGGCUUUGCACUGCAAUUUACUUCCUCGGAACUCCGCUGGGAGCGUUUAUUUACGGAUUGGUUGUUCACACCAUUGGCUUUUAUGGUGUCUUUUCUGUUUGCGUUGUUCUAAAUUUAGUAGCGCUUGUUUACCUGUAUUUGUUUGUGAUUGAAAACAAGUGUGAUGGUGAGAUCUGUGAAUUAAACACAUGGGAGGGCUUGCUUGAUAUGAGAAACAUCGUUCAGUCGUUCAGGACAAUUAUCAGACCAAGGAAAGGCUGGAGAAGAGCUGUUAUACUUAUAAUGAUUGGAGUUGCACCUCUGACUAUGGCUCCUUUGCAAGGUAAGAUCAAAUAG